GCCAUCAGUGCGUGGGAUCCGAGGAAGGGGACACGGAGCAUUAGAGGAUGGCAUCGCGUCUCCAUGAGCUUACCCACUCGGCGUACUCAUCUCGGCUCUAGGAUUAGGGUUUGGAGCGGGCGGUCGAGCGCUUAUUCCCUCGGAUCGGAACGAAUUAGGGGCCGGCGGCGGCGGCAGCGGAGGGCGGCGAUGCUACGGUUGUGGUGCCAGUAUCAGUCACAGAGGGGCGGGGCGUUCGCGGCCCUUCUGGUGCUCCUCCUCCCGGUCUUCUGCCCUUCCCUCUUCUCCCCUCUCGGCCAUGCCUCUCCUUCUUUGUUCUCGGAGUGGAAUGCUCCUAAACCUAGGCAUAUAUCUCUUGUGAAGGGCGCUUUACAACGUCAAAUAUCGAAUGACCAGAAGUCUGAGAUCUGGGCCCCCUUGGCACACCAAGGAUGGAGAACAUGUAUUGAAUCUGCAAAUAACCCCGUAUCACUGCCUGCUAAGUCAACAGGAUAUAUUCAAGUAUUCCUUGAUGGCGGGUUGAACCAACAGAGAAUGGGGAUUUGUGAUGCAGUUGCUGUUGCUAAAAUCCUAAAUGCAACUCUUGUGAUACCUCACCUUGAAGUGAAUCCUGUUUGGAAAGAUUCAAGCUCGUUUGAGGAAAUUUAUGAUGUGGAUCACUUUAUUAAUGUCUUGAAAGAUGAGAUAUCAGUAGUUAGGGAAUUGCCUCAAGAAUUCUCAUGGAGCACAAGAGAGUAUUAUGCUGUGGCUAUUCGAGCUACUAGAGUUAAAACUGCUCCUGUACAUGCUUCAGCUUAUUGGUAUCUUGAGAAUGUUCUUCCAAUUGUGCAGAGUUAUGGGAUUGCUGCCAUUGCGCCCUUUUCACACCGCCUGGCUUUUGAUAAUUUGCCUGGGGAAAUUCAACGGCUACGUUGCAAGGUCAACUUCCAAGCAUUGGUUUUUGUUCCUCAUAUCAAUGCUUUGGGGGAGGCCCUUGUUAAACGCUUGAGGUAUCCAGUCAGCGUACACUCUGAUGAAUACAUACAAGAGGUUGUGGAUGAAAAUGUCCCUGUGGCAUCAGGAAAGUUUGUGGUGUUGCACCUUCGGUUUGACAAGGACAUGGCUGCACAUUCGGCCUGCGAUUUUGGCGGUGGUAAAGCUGAAAGGCUUGCUUUGGCAAAGUACAGGCAAGUGAUUUGGCAAGGGAGGGUCUUGAACUCCCAGUUCACUGAUGAGGAGCUGCGAAGCCAGGGUAGGUGUCCAUUGACUCCUGAAGAAAUUGGAUUGCUGCUGGCUGCUUUAGGCUUUGACAGCAAAACUCGUCUCUACCUUGCUUCUCAUAAGGUAUAUGGUGGGGAAGCCAGAAUUUCUAGCUUGCGCAAGCUAUUCCCAUUGAUGGAGGACAAGAAGAGCCUUACUUCUGAAGAGGAACUAGCUAAGGUUGAAGGGAAGGCUUCCCUUCUAGCUGCUGUGGAUUACUAUGUGAGCAUGCACAGCGAUGUGUUCAUUUCUGCAUCUCCUGGCAAUAUGCACAAUGCUGUGGUGGGCCAUCGGACCUAUUUGAACAUGAAGACCGUAAGACCAAACAUGGCUUUGUUAGGACAGCUCUUUCUGAACAAGAGCAUGGAGUGGUCUGAGUUUCAACGGGCGGUCCGAGCGGGGCACAAGAACAGACAAGGGCGGAUUCGGCAGAGGAAGCCCAAACAAUCCAUCUACACAUAUCCUAUCCCAGAUUGCAUGUGUCAGCAGUGAAAUUAUUUGGUUUAUUUCAUUUGUGUCGCCCAUGAGUUAUUACCAUGUUGUACGUAAAGAUUGAAAAGACAUAUUCCUUAGCUACUCAUCGUUACCUUCUCUAGAUUCAAUAAUCAAUUCCUUGUGUAUGAAUUUACUCCUACAUGAUACUGAUUUCAACAAA
Molecule: messenger RNA, 1894 nt
Organism: Phoenix dactylifera (date palm)
Lineage: Eukaryota; Viridiplantae; Streptophyta; Magnoliopsida; Arecales; Arecaceae
Product: O-fucosyltransferase family protein
Source: RefSeq, a predicted model, not a curated record